Molecule: messenger RNA, 276 nt
Organism: Plasmodium knowlesi strain H
Lineage: Eukaryota; Apicomplexa; Aconoidasida; Haemosporida; Plasmodiidae
Exons: 4
Coding region: 1-276 (91 amino acids)
Source: RefSeq, a predicted model, not a curated record
AUGUGGCACAGAGGAGUUCUGACCCUCCUUUGCAAUUCGUGUAGGUAUGUUAUUCGCAGAUGGCACGUUCCAUUACUAGGAGUGGAUUGCAAUGCCAACCCGAGACACAAACAAGUUUUAUCUAAUCCGGCCCCCAGGUCUAGAGGAAUUCCCAAAUAUUUAGAGAAGUACAUUUUUUACAAACAGGCUCCGAGAAAUCCUAAAUAUAAAUCGCAGUUUAUUACUAUGUAUACAGCAGGUCGGAAGUACAGACAACAGAUUAAGAAAACUGCUUAG